UGAUCCGUUGACGUAAUUUCACGGAUCCGGGAGCGUUUCACCACAUGAACCAGCUAUCUCAGAUGUCAGGAGAAGACCUGGGAGCGCUUUCCGAGGUCAAAGCUAGCCAAUCCAGUGAUCACGUCGAGUUGCCUUCGAUCCAGCUGACUCUGGCUCAGGUGCUCGCGGAAAUAAGACAAUCCAACGAUGGGCUGAUGCAGAAACUGGAGAAGUUGGAAGAAAAAGUGACCAGUGAACUGCAGGGACUGGGAAGGAGGCCUGGCAUGCAACCCAGGCUUGCCACCGAUCAAUCGUGUGUGCAGUGGUCCAAAGGUCGGCGCCCGUCAGAGCAUUCCAUGGAAUUGUCUGGGACUUCCAGUCAGCUUGCUCGAAAGCUGGGUGCGCCGGCCAAAGAAGCGAUCGAGAUGGACAUUGGCCAAAUGAUCCCAGCGUAUUUAGGUGGCCACAGCGCUCCGGGUUCUGCGAAGAAACCCCGCACCAAAAACAGAAAAGCGUCGACGGUCUGCCUGGCCCAGCCGGAACCCCCGGCGCCCGCGGCACCUGCGGCACCUGCGGCACCUGCGGCACCCGGAGCGCCUGCCUUUGAGCCUGUGGUCCUAGCCCCAGAACGGGCGUUCCCACUGACCAAACGCAUUUCUUCCAACAGUGACCUUGUUGAUGCUCCAAGAAAGGUACUGUCGAACCCAGAGGAGUCCAGCAGCAUGGUGAACAUGGUCAGUGCUAGGUCCGGACGCUUCUGUCCAUCCUCGGAAAAGUUGAAUCAAGCCAUCUAUUCAGGAAAUUUGACGGAAGUCUUCCGCGUCCAAGAGAGGCCCGGAGAAAGAUUCAGGGGCUUGAUGGAAGCCUUAUCGCCACGGAAUGAGCGAAACGAUGAGGCUGAGAAGGAGUUCCCACCUGUGCUCGAAGCUCUUGACGUUGAAACGGAGUCGCUGAGCCAAGAACGGCGCGAAAGCCGCUGGCUGUGGCUGAGUCCGCUGCAUGAAUUUCUGGCGAGAUAUGCAUCGAAAGCUUUGGGUUUGAUGCCUCUCUUCGAUGUCCAGAUGGAAGCAGAGGACACUAGCCGGAGUCGACUCCGGCUCCGGGCUCGGCGAAUGGUGUCCCGUCUCUACCAUUGGUUUGUGCUCUUCAGCUUGAUUUUGGCAGCAGCCUGGCUUGGCAGUCGCUACAGCAGCGAUGUGAACGAUGAGGACUUUGACUGUGGGGGGUUGCCUCCCUUGACCACUGACCUGGCAAUCGUGAUCAGCGCAUGCAUGGUCUUGAGCAGCUGGGGUGGCUUUUGGUCUUACCAGGAAACAACUCAGCGGGUGGCCUCUGGUUCCCGAGAUCUGGCUGACUGUUGCGAAAUGAUCCAUUUGGAUCACGCUUGGAGAAUAUGGAGCUGCACGGAUGCUCUCAUGGCCAGCCUAUUAUUCUUGGGGCUGCUGGGAGGUCGGGUGGCGGUGACUCUGAUGACCCUGGAGGAACACCGGGAGGGUGGAUGGGGACCCGUUCUCCUGUCCAUGCUGUAUCCUGGCCCAAUCCGAGGGCUCUAUGUCCCUCAUGAAGGUCAAGUGCGGCUGGAUCACCGCGAUGUCAUGGAAUACGGAAAGAACUACAGCGAGCUGGUUUCGGCCGUGAGUCAAGAGCCCGUUCUCUUCGGAUGCAGCAUCCGCGAAAACAUCCUCUACGGUCUCCCUGAAGAUCACCCUGCACGCAGUGAUGAGCUAUCGCCGGACGUGGUGCAAGCGGCGUGUUUGGCGAAUGCACAUCACUUUAUUCAGCAGAUGACCGAGGGCUACGACACCUGCGUCGGGGAGCGCGGCGUACAGCUGAGUGGCGGCCAGAAGCAGCGCAUCGCCAUCGCGAGGGCCUUGGUACGGAAGCCGCAGGUCCUAUUGUUGGACGAAGCCACCAGUGCCUUAGAUGCCGAAAGCGAGCUUCAGAUUCAGAUUGCCAUCAACAAUUUGGUGGCGCAAAAGAGCAUGACGGUGGUCAUCGUGGCGCACCGCCUCUCGACUGUGAAGAAGGCCGACAAGAUUUGCGUCAUCGUCACGCGGCGGAAGGGCGUGGAUGGUCGUGCUGAUGGAAGGGUGGUGGAAGAGGGGAGUCAUGACGAUCUUCUCUUAGCUGAUGGUCACUACCGCAGACUCUUGGAACAUCAGCUGCCUGGCAGUUUCAGCGGAGCCCUCUAUCCAAGGGCCCUAAGGGCUGGACGGCUUGCAAUUGUAGACAGCUACAGCAUGUUUGGUCUGUGUUACUUUGUUUCAUCAACUGUAUUUGUAUAUAUUUCUGUUGUUUGUGUCGAAUGGUUUGAUCAUCGUUUUAAAUCCCACAUCUAG
Messenger RNA from Cladocopium goreaui, 2318 nucleotides. The record is from the annotation of a GenBank genome assembly. Lineage: Eukaryota; Dinophyceae; Suessiales; Symbiodiniaceae.